Pelobates fuscus (common spadefoot toad) is the source of this 2304-nucleotide messenger RNA. RefSeq names its product cytochrome P450 7A1-like. Gene Ontology annotation, cellular component: intracellular membrane-bounded organelle. The record is from RefSeq and is a predicted model, not a curated record. Gene Ontology annotation, molecular function: cholesterol 7-alpha-monooxygenase activity; iron ion binding; heme binding. The transcript is spliced from 6 exons. The coding region runs from base 59 to 1597 and encodes 512 amino acids. Gene Ontology annotation, biological process: cholesterol catabolic process; cellular response to glucose stimulus; bile acid biosynthetic process. NCBI's taxonomy places the organism in Eukaryota, Metazoa, Chordata, Amphibia, Anura, Pelobatidae.
UUUAGACUAACAGUGUGCUCCAUCCUUGGUCACUGAUCAGAACGUAAUUCCAGAAACAAUGCUUACUAUAUCACUGAUAUGGGGAUUGGUGGUCGCACUAUGUUGUUUUUUCUGGCUUAUCGUUGGCAUCCGAAGACGACAUCCUGGAGAGCCACCUCUGGAGAAUGGUCUAAUUCCAUAUCUCGGAUGUGCCUUGCAAUUUGGUGCUAAUCCUCUCGAAUUUCUCAGAUCGAGACAAACCAAAUAUGGGCAUAUCUUUACCUGCAAGAUUGCUGGAAAGUUUGUUCAUUUUGUCACGGACCCUUUCUCCUUCAACUCAGUGAUGCGUUCCGGAAAACAUUUCGAUUGGCAGAAAUUUCACUAUGCAACCUCAGCCAAGGCGUUUGGCCACAGCAGCAUAGAUCCCACAGAUGGCAAGACAACAGAAAAUGUUCAUGAAACCUUUAUGAGAACUCUUCAAGGUGAUGCACUAGACCCUCUCAUUGCAUCCAUGAUGGAAAAUCUUCAACACACCAUGUUACAACCCAACACAUUUAAAGUAACCAACAAAGACUGGGUAACCGAUGGCCUCUAUGCAUUCUGCUACCGUGUGAUGUUUGAGUCUGGUUACUUAACACUCUUUGGGAAUGAGUUCAAUUCAAAAGAAGAUCCAAAUAUUGCAAGACAGGAAGCACAGAGGGCACUUAUACUCAAUGCAUUAGAAAAUUUUAAGGAGUUUGACAAAAUAUUCCCUGCGCUGGUAGCUGGUCUUCCAAUUCAUGUGUUCAAAACUGCCCACAGUGCGAGAGAGAACCUAGCCAAAGACUUGAUGCAUGAGAACUUGAGAAAGAGGAAUAAUAUUUCUGACCUUAUAACUCUCAGAAUGUUUUUAAAUGACACGCUCUCCACUUUAAGUGACAUGGACAAAGCAAAGACACACUUGGCUGUCCUCUGGGCUUCUCAAGCAAACACACUACCUGCCACGUUCUGGAGUGUAUUCCACCUUCUUAGGUGCCCAAGAGCAAUGAAAGCUGCUAGUGAAGAAGUUCAUCAAGUUUUAGAGAAGGCAUCUCAGAAAAUCGGCUUUGAUGGAAAAUACAUAUUCCUCAACCGUCAACAGCUUGAUGAAAUGCCUGUUCUAGAUAGCAUAAUUAAAGAAUCGAUGAGGCUUUCCAGUGCAUCCCUUAAUAUCAGAGUUGCUAAGGAAAACUUUGCUCUACAACUUGACAACAACGAGUCUUACACCAUCCGAAAAGAUGAUAUUGUAGCACUUUACCCACAGACAAUACAUCUGGACCCCGAAGUUUAUGAAGACCCUCUGACUUUCAAAUAUGAUCGUUACCUGGAUGAAAAUCUAAAGCCAAAGACCAACUUUUACCUAAAAGGCCGAAAAUUAAAAUACUAUUAUUUGCCCUUUGGAUCAGGAAAAACCAAGUGCCCAGGGCGACAGUUUGCUGUUCAUGAGAUUAAACAAUUACUGACUCUGUUGAUUUCAUACUUCGAUAUAGAAAUCGUAGACAAAAAUACAAAAAUUCCACCUUUAGAUCAAUCCCGUGCAGGGCUAGGGAUAUUACAGCCAACGCAUGAUGUAGAUUUCAGAUACAAGUUAAAAGCAUAGCCACCAUGGUUUGCAGAAAUGUAAAUAUACCAGGAUUAAAACUGUUCACUAACUCUUAUAGACUCAGGGGCUUUAAUAAGUAUGGAGAACACAAGAAAGAGCGAAGCACACACCAGAAUAAGCAGAUAAUAGAAUGCUCUGUUCAAAAACCCAAAAGAUAGACAAAAUAUAUAGUGAGAUCAAUGUCUUCCAUACAAAGCAAACAACAAAAUGAAACGCGUAUCUGAGAUCCAAAUAUUUAUGCAAUGUAUAGUUUUCAAAGAUAUAUAAAUAAGAAGUUGAUUCCUAUAUUUAAGAACGAUGUACUGCAUCCAUCCAUUGAUGCCAUCUUGUUAGACUGCAGUUCAGUUGACUCAGCAUUACAAAGCGAGUAACAUAUAAUUUUGAAAAUGUAUUAGAACAUGAAUUGAGUUGUGGCAAUUUGAAAACACGACUCAUGUAUUAAGGACAAAAUUAUUGUCUAGAGAAAAAAAAUCCAGUCCACUUGCGCUGAAGAAUUUUGUUUUUUUCAGUUUUCUCAAAAUUAAGUUAUUGCCAGCUCUAUUCAGUUAAUUUUGUAGUGUGCAAGGCCUAAUUUGUUAAUAUUUGGAGGCAAUUCUCUCCAAGAGGGAUCUAAAAAUUCUACAAAAUAAAUAAAUAAAUAUGCGUUUGUGCACUUUACAGCUUACAAAUAGCCAACUUAACUACAUUAGCCAUUCUGCUUUCGA